GAAUCAAUUCAGAUAUUAUUACUAACCAUUGAUGAAUAGGUCGACAAUUAUUAAUCAUUGAAUCAUUAUUUGUCUGUUAUUUUGUUGUCUUUGUAUGCGUUAUAUAUUCGGGAAAAUAGUCAAUCAUUCAGCUAUAAUUGAAUUAUGGGCUCAUUGGCCGGUCAUUUAUUACCUGGAUCAUUUUUCCUAUGUUUUGGAUUUUGGUGGACAUACGCUCUGUUUGAGCGAUACUUCAAAGUAUUGGUUGACUCGACUCUUAGUAAAACACCGAAACAAUUUAAUUGUUCGGCCAGUUAUUCAAAAAUCGAGGGUUUCAUUAAGAUUAUUAGCGCUAUAAUUGGUAUUACCUGUGAAUUUGUGACGGCUUUGGAUAAGAAUUAUCGCUUUGUUAAUAUGGGUAUUGUCGAUCUAUUGGUUUAUUAUGGAUAUCCGCUGCCAAACGGUUCCGAUUAUAUGUCUCUUCUGAUGGCAGCGAUGGUUGAGGCGCUUCUCUUCACUUUCCAUCUUCACGGAAGGUUUGAAAAGGUUGGGUUUAUAUUAUAUCCUCCGUUCUCAAGCGGUCCCCCAGAAGAAAUAUCGGUCAAUUCUUAUAAACAACAACUUCUAUUCAAGUGA
Messenger RNA from Medioppia subpectinata, 615 nucleotides. The record is from the annotation of a GenBank genome assembly. NCBI's taxonomy places the organism in Eukaryota, Metazoa, Arthropoda, Arachnida, Sarcoptiformes, Oppiidae.